This is a messenger RNA of Fonsecaea multimorphosa CBS 102226, 660 nucleotides long. RefSeq lists its product as uncharacterized. NCBI's taxonomy places the organism in Eukaryota, Fungi, Ascomycota, Eurotiomycetes, Chaetothyriales, Herpotrichiellaceae. Bases 1 to 660 code for a protein of 219 amino acids. The transcript has a single exon. The record is from RefSeq and is a predicted model, not a curated record.
AUGGCGGCCACAACCUCACCCAAAGCCCUUACCUCGAAAUUCAUCACCCAAUUCACCAGCAAGUUGACCAGCAGUGGCCUGAUGACUCUGCUCGAAAGCCACGUGCAACAGAAAGAUGCCGACUUUGACAUUCUCCAAAUGGACCCGUCUAUCCUGGAGCUGCACAUCGAGCUCUUGGCCUACGAGAAUGCCAUCAAGGUGGCAUGCGACUUCCCGAGCAGACUCGCAGAGAGAUUGGGCCAGUCGCGCGGAAAGGCUGUAGAGAAGGGUGUCAAACCCGUCCCGAAAGAGGCGCCAGUUCAGAGCCCCUCUUCGACUGCGAGCCAGACGGCUGAGCCAGUCGUCAACGGCAGCGUCGCAAGGACAGAGUCCUAUCAGCUACCCCCUCCGCCGGCAAUACAGGCGGUCAAACCCGUCGGCGGCAAUGAUACCCCCGCGAAGAUAGGAGCACACUCGACGUCCUCUCCAUCGGUCGGCCAGGCGGCCAAGCAAGUGGCGAAUGACACAGCUAGGAAGACAAAGUCCCGGCAAGAAAGCAGCCGCAACUCAACCACCCCUGAACCGUCGCUGCACAACCUAUUCUCGUCCUACCGCAACGAGGCCCCGAGCCCAAAUCCAGGCACAAAGGACGGCUCUAAGUCCAGCUAUCCCAGCUACUGA